CCGGCAAACGGCUCCUGCCCCCAUCACUCUGAAUACUAUCAUCACGACCACCUCCGACGCUAAUAACAACAGCAGCAACAAAUCUACCAUCAACACCCUGUUAACGCAUAACACCAUCAGCUGGUAAGAAGAACAUACGAUAAAGUCAUUUGCUACCUCCCAGAUAAGUUUCAACACAUAAGUAUAAAACUUAUUUUCAUUGAAACCAGUCACGUUUUGCGGUUAUUUCGAGGUUUGAAAGCGACGAAGGAUGAAAGACUAGGAAAGUAAGAAGACGCAUCGAAACAAGGAAUGAACUAAAAAGUGAAAGAAAGAAAGAAAAAAUAUAUACAAUAUAUUUAUAUACAAAUCAUUCAUUUUUAAAGUGAUAAAAUAAUAAAAACUGAGAUUUGAAAUCAAAUAAAAAGAAAUAACAAACAAAACAAAACGAAAAGAAAAGAAUUGGAAAAAACACACACAAAAAAAUUUUAAUCAAAUAAGUGUUUGAAAUGUUUCGAACUUGCAGUAUUUUCGUUCAACUCGCAACGCGACCCUUACUUUGUCCUGUCAAAAAUAAUCUGAAGCUUUCUUCUGUGACUAAACUGUUGAGAAGAUACACAAUGACUCAACCACGUUCAUAUCCAGCCACCACGGACAAGACUGUCCUCAACCACUACUUGGAACUUCCUCAAGAUAAAAAUAAUGUCAUGUGUGAAUAUAUUUGGAUUGACGGUACUGGCGAAGGUCUGCGAAGCAAGUGCCGUACAUUGGAAGCAGUCCCGACCCAGCCAAGUGGUAUGUUAACAAUUUGUUUUUUUUCUAGGUCAUUCGAAGUUAUUCUGCCUUUUUUAACAGUGUCUUAUAGUACUACAUUAUCCUAUGCCUUCUUCGGAGACAGUUGGCAACUUUGCUUUUCAUUCUUCCAGGAUCAAUCAAGUAAAUACCAGUUGAGCACUGGGUGUCAAUGUAAUCGACUAGCCUCCACCUCUCCCAAAAUCUUAGGCCUUGUGCUUAUAGUUGAUUGGAUUGCUAUUAUUGUUAUUGUUAUUAUUUUUAUUUCAGAAACCAAUAAAAGAUGUACAUGUGUGAGUGUAAUGGAGGCAGUGAAAGAGCAGCACCCAUGGUUUGGAAUGGAACAAGAAUACACAUUGCUGGAUUUUGAUGGUUAUCCUUUUGGAUGGCCUAAAAAUGGUUUUCCAGGCCCACAAGGUCCUUACUACUGUGGUGUUGGUGCUAACAAAGUGUUUGGUCGUGACAUUGUGGAAGCCCAUUACAAGGCCUGUCUUUAUGCUGGAAUAAAGAUUUGUGGCUGUAAUGCUGAAGUUAUGCCUGCUCAGUGGGAAUUUCAAGUUGGACCAUGUGAAGGUAUUGAAAUGGGAGAUCACUUGUGGAUGGCCCGGUAUAUUCUUCAUCGUGUUGCUGAAGAUUUGGGUGUUGUCAUUAGUUUUGAUCCAAAACCAAUGACCGGAGACUGGAAUGGCGCAGGAGCACAUACCAACUUCAGUACCUUAAACAUGAGGAAAGACAAUGGUUUGAAGUAUAUUGAGGCAGCUAUUGAAAAGUUAGCUGAAAAUCAUGAAGAACACAUUAAAGCAUAUGAUCCAAACAAAGGCCAGGACAAUGUGAGACGACUUACCGGACGCCAUGAAACCUCUUCUAUUCAUGAGUUUUCAGCUGGUGUUGCCAACCGUGGGGCAAGCAUUCGCAUACCAAGGUCUGUGGCAGAUGAAAAGAAGGGUUACCUUGAAGAUAGACGCCCCUCAUCCAAUUGUGACCCAUAUUCAGUUACGGAAAUCAUUAUCAAGACCGUGUUAUUAUAAGCCAAUUCUCUCUCUCUCUCUCUCUUCUCUCUUUCUCUCCUUGAAAAAAGAUUUACAAAUGAUAGACAUUCAUUUUCUUUUUUAAUCCCUUUUUUUUUUUUUACCUCCAUGGGAGGUUUCAAUUUCUCUAUAUGUAUACAUAUUGUAUAUGUAUAUCAAUAUAUACACUUGUGAGUGUUAAAAUAAAUAUAUAUAUAUAUACAUAUAUAUAUAUAUAUAUAUACUUACACACAACAUACAAACGCAUAAAAAACAGAUCUGAGUAACUAUUUUAAAAAAUAUAACUGAUGCAUAUUUUGGGUUGGUUUUUGUCUUUUAUUCACUUCUCUUUUAUUGGUGGAAGUUGAUUUUUUUUUUUCUCUCUCUAUAAACAUGACUACAAAAUUUAUUUCUUUUUAAUAGAAUAAAUACUCAUUCUUCGGUGAGAUCAUCAUUUCAUUUAUUUCUAUAUUUUAUUGUUUUUUUGGGGUCCUUUUAGAAAUGAAUUCCACUCAUUUCAUCCAAUGUUUCUUUUAAUUUGGACACUGAACAAAAAUAAAGAUACAUAUAUAUAUA
Molecule: messenger RNA, 2354 nt
Organism: Octopus bimaculoides (California two-spot octopus)
Lineage: Eukaryota; Metazoa; Mollusca; Cephalopoda; Octopoda; Octopodidae
Product: glutamine synthetase
Cellular component (GO): cytoplasm
Molecular function (GO): glutamine synthetase activity
Source: RefSeq, a predicted model, not a curated record